This is a messenger RNA of Pelobates fuscus (common spadefoot toad), 3923 nucleotides long. RefSeq names its product WD repeat domain 3 (gene WDR3). Lineage: Eukaryota; Metazoa; Chordata; Amphibia; Anura; Pelobatidae. Gene Ontology annotation, biological process: maturation of SSU-rRNA. Gene Ontology annotation, cellular component: small-subunit processome; Pwp2p-containing subcomplex of 90S preribosome. The record is from RefSeq and is a predicted model, not a curated record. Gene Ontology annotation, molecular function: protein binding; snoRNA binding. The transcript is spliced from 27 exons. The coding region runs from base 61 to 2886 and encodes 941 amino acids.
GCAUGCGCCCUGAGCACGUGGAUCCGGAGAGACCGACCGCAGCCAGUGUUUGUGAAAACGAUGGGUCUUACCAAGCAGUACCUGCGCUAUGCCCCCAGCGCGGUGUUUGGAGUGAUUGCCAGUCAGAAAGCGAAUGUCGUCUUUGUCACCUUGCGAGGGGAGAAGGGGCGUUAUGUGGCUGUUGGGGCUUGCGAGCAUGUCUUUAUUUGGGACACCCGCAAAAGUGAGAAGGUUCUCAUCCUCCGGGGUGUGAAACACGAGGUCACCUAUCUGUGUGCGUCCCCUGACGGACUUUCGCUGGCUGUGGGCUACGAGGACGGAUCCAUUCGGAUUUUCAGCUUGCUGAGCGGAGAGAGUGGAAUUACAUUUAACGGACACAAGGAGGCAGUGACCACUAUGAGCUAUGAUCACCUGGGGGGCCGUCUGGUAUCAGGAUCCAAGGACACGCAUGUGAUUGUGUGGGAUGUGAUUAAUGAGAGUGGUUUGUAUAGACUGAAGGGACACAAGGAUGCUAUCACACAGGCUGUAUUCCUCAAAGAGAGGAACCUCCUCGUCACCAGUGGUAAAGACACGUUGGUGAAAUGGUGGGAUCUGGACACACAGCAUUGCUUCCAGACCAUGGUGGGACACCGCACGGAGGUCUGGGGGCUCGCGGUCCUCUCAGAAGAAAGCCGUGUUCUGACUGGGUCUGCCGACAGCGAGCUGAGAUCCUGGCGUGUUUCAUACAUAAAAGAGAGUGACGUCACGGAGGGUCCGCAGACUAAGAGAACCAAAGGUGUGUCCGCAGGGGAGGAAGAGGAAGCGGAGGACGUGGAGGAGGUCCCAGAACAGCGCAUCUUGACCUGUGGCAGCUAUGGUUCCAUAAUGCGAGAAGGAAGGGACCGGGUGGUGACGCUGCGGACAGACCAAACAAAGCGGUUCCUGGCCUGUCACGGCACGGACUCUGUCCUGGAAAUAUUUUGUGUCCUGAAUGAAGAGGAAAUACACAAGAAACUGGAGAGAAAGCUGAAAAUUGCCAGGAAGAAAGCAAAUAAGAAAGCCCAGAAAGGAGAAACUCCAGAGGAGCCUGUGAUUGAGAGAACUCUUCAAGAUGAAAUCCAGAAAAUCAGCAACAUCAAAGCUUCUUCUAAAAUAAAAUCAUUCGAUUUACUCGUGUUUCCAAAGGGGAUGGUGAAAGUGGUCAUUCUCCUCCAGAACAACAGUUUAGAGUGCUUCUCGCUGCCGUCAGAGCCCACGCCAGCUGCUCUCACGGAGGUCACCAAGAGUUUGCAGCUCACCAUUGGGGGGCACCGGAGUGAUGUGCGCACGCUAGCAUUCAGCUCUGACAACAUUGCCGUGCUCUCAGCGUCAGCCGAAGCUGUCAAAAUCUGGAACAGGUCCACCCUGCAGUGUAUCCGGACUAUGCCGUGUGAAUAUGCCCUGUGCUCCCUCUUUGUCCCUGGCGAUCGACAUGUUAUUGUGGGAACGAAGUCUGGAAAGCUGCAGAUCUUUGACCUGGCCUCAGGAAAUCUCCUGGAUUCGGUGGAAGCUCAUAAUGGGGCAUUAUGGUCUAUUUCUCUGUCACCUGAUCAGAGAGGCUUCGCCACAGGAGGUGCAGAUAAAUGUGUGAAGUUUUGGGAGUUUGAGUUGGUGAAUGAUGAGUCUGAUGCACAGAGCAGUCGGCGUCUAUCGGUGAAGCAGACACGAGUAUUGCAGUUGGAUGAGGACGUCUUGUUCAUACGUCACAGCCCAGACAGCCGCUUCCUAGCAGUGUCCCUGCUGGACUGCACAGUCAAGAUCUUUUUUGUUGACACUCUGAAGUUCUUCCUGUCACUGUACGGACACAAGCUUCCUGUGCUCUGCCUGGACAUCUCCCAUGACAGCUCCAUAAUAGUCACUGGCUCCGCCGAUCGGAAUAUCAAGAUUUGGGGUUUGGAUUUCGGAGACUGUCAUCGCUCCCUCUUUGCCCAUGAUGACAGUGUCAUGUUCCUCCAGUUUGUUCCAAAGACUCACCUGUUCUUCAGUGUCGGGAAGGACCGGAAGGUCAAGCAGUGGGAUGCUGACCACUUCCAGCAGGUGCAGGUGCUCGAGGGCCACCAUGGAGAGAUCUGGUGUCUGGCUGUCAGUCCAAACGGGGAUCACAUUGUGUCGUCAUCGCAUGAUAAAUCUCUGCGACUCUGGGAGAGAACAAGGGAACCCCUGAUUCUGGAGGAGGAGAAAGAGAUGCAAAGAGAAGCAGAAUUUGAGGAUAGUGUGGCCAAAGGCGAACAGCCGGUGGUUGCUGGAGAGCGUGAAGGUGAGGUUAGCCUCGCAGGGAAGAAAACCAUUGAGACCAUUAAAUCGACUGAGCGCGUUAUGGAGGCUAUUGACCUGCACAGAGAGGAGAGUGCUAAAAUAGAGGAGCAUCAAGCCUUCUGCAAAAGUGCCGGGAAAGAGUUUCCCCGCAGAACUCAUCCCAUCCUACAAGCGUUUGGAAAUAUCUCACCCUCAGAUUAUGUUCUGGAUGUUUUCAAGAAGGUAAAAUCCAGCGAGCUGGAAGAGGCGCUCCUCGUUCUGCCAUUCUCCUAUGUGCCGGAUGUCCUCACUUUGUUCAGGGAUUACAUUCGACGUGGUCAGGAUGUGGAGCUGAUCUGUCGCUGCCUUUUCUUCCUUUUGAGGAUCCACUUCGGACAGAUAACCAGUAACCACAUGCUUCUUGGGGUAAUUGAAGAUCUGAAAAAUUGCACAAUCUCGCGGGUGUCUGAAGAGCGGGAUGUGAUGGGGCUGAACAUGGCCGGCCUGCAGUUCCUGAAGAGAGAGAUCGAGGCUAAAGAAGAAGUCUUGUUUUUUGCAGAUGCCACGGAGAGGUUUGAGGAGAAAAAGCGGAAAAGGAAAAAGAAUGAGAAGCUAAUUCUUACUGUUGCUUAGUUCACAUUGGACAAGAGGACAUUGUUCCGAUCCAUUCCUAGUAUAAACCAAUCUCUCAGAGAAAGCCACACCCUAAAGGAAAUGGAGAGCUGCGAUUGGUUCAGACUGCUUUUUACCAUUUAAUGCCCAACGUGUCACAAAUGGAGUGACCUUUCACCUGUAUGACUUGACCAUCAUUGGGAAACAAACACGCCUUUAAAAUAAACGUUCUUUUAUUUUUUUAUGUGAAGAUCCACGUAAGUGUUUGUUAAGAAUAAAAGACAGAGGAACAGUUGGUGAGCAGAGAUAUGCUCUGAAUCAAAAGAUAAGGAAGCACAUUCAAUUGCAGUUUAUACCGGAUGCACUGAAGCAAACCCAGAAUAACAGAACAGGAAUAGUCUCCAGGCACUCAGUGGAUCCAAUAAACCUGCCUCUGGCUUGAGAUUGUUUCUGUUCUUUGUUAGCAGAGCUUACAUUCUACCAUUUCAUUUAUUUACCCUCCCUGCUUAUGGAGAUGCUCUUAUUACCUAUAUUUGGUCAUUUCUCUCCCUCCCCUGAGCUAACUGGAUAAAUUGAGUUUAUUAGUUGUAGUAUUUGGAAGGGGUACUUGUAGUUUAAAGGGUCUGUUGCCAGCUCUAACACUUUCUUAUUAUGUUAUAAAUGUUGAGCAAAGCGUGUGUGGAUGGAUCACUGUGGAUGGAUUCUUUGAAUUUCCUUUCCAUGAACCGAUCCUCUUUUAUUAGGAAAUCCAUAAUACAGUCUUCCUUUAGAUAAUAAAUGCUGACAGAUGGUAUUCUCUCUCGUUUAGAACAUAUGAACGGAUGCAUGGUUCACAAUCAUUAAGAAUAUAUUAUUUUAUUGGAAUGUAGUGCAGGUUCCUGGUCAGAAGUCUGCAGUCCGCACUGGAAUUGAAAAAAGAGAGGUUAUAAAUGUGCGUUGGGUGAAACACAAAACAAACCCACUCGGUACAUCUUAUUGGCUAGCCUGUUGGGUCCAAUUGAUCGUGUCCUAACUAUAAAUAGGAGGUAGUUUGAGCCGUUAGUCUGAGUCACAUUGUG